Molecule: messenger RNA, 1182 nt
Organism: Lepus europaeus (European hare)
Lineage: Eukaryota; Metazoa; Chordata; Mammalia; Lagomorpha; Leporidae
Gene: ST8SIA3
Product: ST8 alpha-N-acetyl-neuraminide alpha-2,8-sialyltransferase 3
Exons: 4
Coding region: 40-1182 (380 amino acids)
Biological process (GO): N-glycan processing; oligosaccharide metabolic process
Molecular function (GO): alpha-N-acetylneuraminate alpha-2,8-sialyltransferase activity
Source: RefSeq, a predicted model, not a curated record
CCCAUCGGCCCGGCUGCCCUGAUCCCCGCCCAGCCCGGGAUGAGAAACUGCAAAAUGGCCCGGGUGGCCAGUGUGCUGGGGCUGGUCAUGCUCAGCGUGGCCCUGCUGAUCCUGUCGCUCAUCAGCUACGUGUCCCUGAAAAAGGAGAACAUCUUCACCACUCCCAAGUACGCCAGCCCGGGGGCGCCGCGCAUGUACAUGUUCCACGCGGGAUUCCGGUCGCAGUUUGCGCUGAAGUUCCUAGACCCGUCGUUUGUGCCCAUUACGAAUUCUCUCACCCAGGAACUCCACGAGAAACCUUCUAAGUGGACUUUUAAUCGGACAGCGUUUUUACAUCAAAGGCAAGAAAUUCUUCAGCAUGUCGAUGUAAUAAAAAAUUUUUCUUUGACCAAGAAUAGUGUUCGGAUUGGACAACUGAUGCACUAUGAUUAUUCCAGCCAUAAAUAUGUUUUCUCUAUUAGCAAUAACUUCCGCUCACUGCUUCCAGAUGUGUCACCCAUUGUGAAUAAGCAUUUUAAUAUCUGUGCUGUGGUUGGAAAUAGUGGUAUCCUGACAGGGAGCCAGUGUGGACAAGAAAUAGAUCAAUCAGAUUUUGUUUUCCGUUGCAAUUUCGCCCCUACGGAGGCUUUCCAAAGAGAUGUUGGAAAGAAAACCAACCUUACCACCUUCAACCCCAGCAUCCUGGAGAAAUAUUACAACAAUCUCUUGACCAUUCAGGACCGUAACAACUUUUUCCUCAGUUUAAAAAAGCUUGAUGGGGCCAUUCUUUGGAUCCCUGCAUUUUUCUUCCACACUUCAGCAACUGUGACCAGAACAUUAGUUGACUUUUUUGUUGAACACAGAGGUCAGUUAAAGGUCCAGUUGGCUUGGCCUGGAAAUAUAAUGCAGCAUGUCAACAGGUACUGGAAAAACAAGCAUUUGUCGCCCAAACGGCUGAGCACAGGUAUUCUAAUGUACACCCUUGCGUCAGCAAUAUGUGAAGAGAUCCACUUGUAUGGAUUUUGGCCUUUUGGAUUUGACCCCAACACAAGGGAAGAUCUUCCAUACCAUUACUAUGACAAAAAAGGAACCAAAUUUACCACCAAAUGGCAGGAGUCCCACCAGCUGCCUGCUGAGUUUCAGCUGCUGUACCGAAUGCAUGGGGAAGGGCUCACCAAGCUGACUCUGUCACACUGUGCCUAA